Messenger RNA from Seriola dumerili (greater amberjack), 2849 nucleotides. Its product is annotated as prune homolog 2. The coding region runs from base 108 to 1613 and encodes 501 amino acids. The record is from RefSeq and is a predicted model, not a curated record. The transcript has 11 exons. Gene Ontology annotation, cellular component: cytoplasm. NCBI's taxonomy places the organism in Eukaryota, Metazoa, Chordata, Actinopteri, Carangiformes, Carangidae. Gene Ontology annotation, biological process: apoptotic process.
GACAACCUAUAAGGACUGCUGAUCGUGAUAAAUGGUCCACUGACCAACAGAUUGGAGGCCAUGAAGCUUCUCAUGAUAGCUAUUCACUUGUUUUAAGACACCAAGAUAUGACAUCCCAGCCAAUGUCCCUGCCAACCAAUGAGAAUGCUGCAUAUCAGUGGACAGGAAGUCAGAAUGUAACUCAGGGUCAAACCCAGUAUGGCUACAACUACCACCACAUUGACCAAAGAACUGAAAGCCAGAGCAUGCUCACAGCUUGCGUAGAUACUAAAUCCAGCAGCCAACAAAACACCACAGAUGUCUAUGCUGAGUUUACUACUGAUGCCACAGCUCUACAGUACGGGUCUGAGCAGGCUGAGAGCUAUUAUGAAGCUGGAGUUAAUUCCCAGUACAGUUUGGAGGAUCCAGAUUCCAAGUUUCAGUACAUAGCUGAAAGCCAGUACGGAGAGGAUUCCAACUCCAUGUGCGUGUCUGAACUUCAGUGCUCUCAGUAUCAAGCUGAUGGCCAGUGCCAGUAUGAGACAGACCAUGCUCAUUACCAACGUGAAGGUCAGCCAUUCUAUCAAUCAGAUGUCCACCAUGAGAGAGAAGAUCAUGCGCGGUAUGUGCCCGAGGGAUAUGUUCACUUUCUUCUGUCAAGACAGUCUCAACAGAGAGACGGUGCAGCAGGAAUGAUGAUGAAGACGGCCUCCAGUGAGGAAGCUGCUGAGGAGAUCGAUAACAGAGAAGACCCAUCCUCCUCGGCAGAUCUAUCAGCCGGCUCUAACCAAAGGAGAAAGUUGGCAGCUCCGCCAAUGAACGUGUCACUAGACCGCAGUGAGGGGUCUCUCCUCUCCGAAGAUGCUCUGGACACAGAGGACGAGGCCUUGGAUACUGGAGAUGACCUGGAUGUCAACAUUGAUGAGCUGGACACACCUGAUGAGGCUGACUCACUGGAGCUUAACAGACACGGGGAUUCAGAAGAGUCUGAUCUGGGUGCAGGAGCAGCUUCAAGAGAUGCCAUCGCAGGACAUGGAUCAGCUGAGGAGAGCAGGGAUAGCAGAUUGUGGAGGAGCGUGGUGAUAGGAGAGCAGGAGCAUCGCAUUGAUAUGAAGUGCAUUGAACCAUACAAAAGAGUUAUUUCUCAUGGAGGUUAUUAUGCUGAACAGAAUGCCAUCAUCGUGUUUGCAGCAUGUUUCCUACCGGACAGCGACUGUGACAAUUACAACUAUGUAAUGGAAAACCUUUUUCUGUAUGUUAUAAGUACCUUGGAACUAAUGGUUGCAGAUGAUUACAUGAUUGUUUACUUGAAUGGUGCCACACCUCGCAGGAGGAUGCCAGGUUUCAGUUGGAUGAAAAAGUGCUACCAAAUGAUAGACAGAAGACUAAAGAAAAACCUUAAGAUGUUCAUCAUUGUCCAUCCUUCCUGGUUCAUAAGGACUUUGCUGGGAAUCACCAGACCCUUCAUAAGCUCCAAGUUCAGCAGUAAGAUCAAGUAUGUGAAUAGUCUGCAGGAGCUUGGAGAAAUCAUCCCAAUGGACUAUGUCCACAUUCCACCCAGCAUCGUCAAACUGGAUACAGAUUUGCAGGACACAGCAGCUAAAGCCGACAAGAAGGGGAACUCAGCUGUUUGAAAAUUACAAGAUACCUGGCUCCUGCCUAUCUCCUCCCUGCAAUAUGCUGUAUUCUACCACAGCAUGUUUGAAUAUAAGCAAGCCUGCAGCAUGAUGUGUCCAGCACUAACAAUGUGUCAUAAAAGGAUUAUGUUGUGGUACAAAACACCAGGCAGUUGCUUCUUCAGUGAAGGAAGUAGGGUGCUGAACACAAGCCUGUAUUUACAGUGACUGAGCCUGUCACUGUGCUGAAGGGAAGAUGCUUUAUCCUUUACUACUAAUGUUACACAACAUUCAAUUGUGUUAUCUAUUUAGUAGCUUUUGUUUUCUUUGACUUCAUCUUUAAUCUUAACAAUGGUUUGAGUCUUAUUUCUUUCACUUUGGAGGAAUUACUAACUGGCUUUGUUACAUUCAUGAAUUAAUCUUCCCUGUCAGUAGAUUUACCUUUUGUGACACAUGGUAAUAUUAAUUGUGGAAUGUUAAUUCUGAAGCCAUAGUGAGGCCAUACAUGGAAACAGAAGUUUUAUUACUGCCCAUCUGCUCACAAAUACACAUUUGUGUUCCUGGACAUUUGGGAUGUUAGUGUAGCUCUGUCAACAGACUAUAAUGUUAACAGAUACUCUAUCUAGACUCUAAUUUUAGAUAGUCAAGGUUUACAAAAAUGUGAUCCACACGUGAAAAACAUCUUUGUGCUAUUCAAGCCUGUGGUUUAUAAUGGUUUCUAGUGGCCAAGCUGGUUUUUGAGUAGUUCACAUUGGUGUAGGCGACUACUGUCAUAGAGGGUUUUUACAUUAUGUCGCAAUCUUACCCAACACCUCAUACAAACUUGAGAAAGGCUACAAGUUGGCAGUUUUAUUGACAUUGUAUAUCACUGUGAAAAUACUUGAGAUGUAGCCAAAUAGCAGUUAUCAGUAGCUGCAGUAAUGUGUUGCAUGCUUUCAGUUGCUACAGUUUUAGAUUUCUCUGAUCUGAUUACUCACCCAAAUGCAGAAUUGUGUACCACUGUGAUUAUAGUCAUGGUUUAUUUGGGUUGCAUUCGUGUGUGCGUGUGUGGGCGAGACAGAGAAGGAAAAUGUUUGGGGAGUGAUGAGGAAAUACUAUGUUCACUGAUGGUUUGACAGGUACAGUAUAAAGAGUGCCUACUGCACAGGUUGGGAUGUGUCUACUUUUAUUUGCUUUUUUAUUAUAUUUAUAUACAUUUGUUUGUGGCUUGGAAGGUAUUCAUUUGUUGUAAAGUAUGUAAAAUGUUUUACUUCA